CCCUUCCGCCCGUCGCUGCGACCCCAGCUUUUGACCCCGGUGGCGGCUCCUCUGUGGCGAGAAAGCAGGGCCGGGUGCAGCUCUGGUCUGACCCGCGAGGUGACCUUGGUUGAGUCCCCUGUCGCGCCGUGCCGCCCAUCUGCGCGAGCCUGUCAGAAACCCCUCUCCUGAGCGGUUAAGGACACAGACCUAGAGCGGCCCCACAGGCUGCUCCGUGGCAGGGGGGAGCGCCGGGCUGCCGCCGGCGGGGGUUGGGGGAGAUGCCCCUAAACGUGAAAUGGCCGUUCCCCGCGGUGCCGCCGCUCACCUGGACCCUGGCCAGCAGCGUCGUCAUGGGCCUGGUGGGCACCUACAGCUGCUUCUGGACCAAGUGCAUGAAUCACCUCACCGUCCACAACAAGGAGGUGCUGUACGAACUCAUCGAGAACCGAGGCCCUGCCACGCCCCUCAUCACCGUUUCCAAUCACCAGUCCUGCAUGGAUGACCCUCAUCUCUGGGGGAUCCUGAAACUUCGCCACAUCUGGAACCUGAAGUUGAUGCGUUGGACCCCUGCGGCUGCAGACAUCUGCUUCACCAAGGAGCUGCAUUCCCACUUCUUCAGCUUGGGCAAGUGUGUGCCUGUGUGCCGAGGAGACGGCGUCUACCAGAAGGGGAUGGACUUCAUUUUGGAGAAGCUCAACCAUGGGGACUGGGUGCACAUCUUCCCAGAAGGGAAAGUGAACAUGAGCUCUGAGUUUCUGCGCUUCAAGUGGGGAAUCGGGCGCCUGAUUGCUGAGUGUCAUCUUAACCCCAUCAUCCUACCACUGUGGCAUGUUGGAAUGAAUGAUGUCCUUCCUAACAGUCCGCCCUACUUCCCCCGCUUUGGACAGUGGCUGGCCUCCCCACAGAAGAUCACCGUGCUGAUCGGGAAGCCCUUCAGUGCCCUCCCUGUGCUCGAGCGGCUCCGGGCAGAGAAUAAGUCAGCUGUGGAGAUGCGCAAGGCCCUGACCGACUUCAUUCAGGAGGAAUUCCAGCACCUGAAGACUCAGGCAGAGCAGCUCCACAACCACUUGCAGUCUGGGAGAUAGGCUUCGCUGGGCUGGGCCCUGGCCUCCUCUCUGCCCGGGCAGCAGCGGGCUCUGAGGCUCGGGGAAGAGGCUGCGCUAGGACUCCAGCCCCAGCCAGGUUGGCUCUCAGUACUGCCUUUUGAAUUCUCACCCUGCACUGAGCUGGGCUGGAGAUGGACUGAUGCUUUUAGCUCAGAUAUGGUUUUCAGAGAUGUGUUCAUAACCCUUACUGGGUGCCCUGUCCCAGCCCCUCUGUGGUUCUUCAGUUAAAGUAAUGGCCUCAGCUGCUCCUCCCAUUUGACCAGGAAGGAAGGAAGAAGCUUAGGCAGGGGCCUUCUUCCUUCUUGCCUUCAGAUGUUCUCUCCCAGGGGCUGGCAUCAGGCGGGGAGCAUGGCAGGCAGGUGAGCAAGUAGUUGGGUGGCGAAGCGGGUGGCCUGGCUGGAGCUGUGAGAGGGAACCAUGAGGCCCCUCGGCCUGGCUCCCACCCAGCCUUGCCCUUGCCGAACCAAGAACUGCUUACUACCAACUCAGGGAUGGCCAUGGGCCACAUCUUUCUGCCUGAGCUUCUCCCACCUGCAAGGCCUGGCCUCUGGUGGGCUGCAGGCAAGAAGAGCAGCCCUUUGCCAGAAGUCAAGCCCAGCCAGAUGGAGCCCGUGGGAAGAGCGGAGAUCUGGGUGCCCCCAUUCCAGGACCCACCGACAACUCCAUUCUUUCUGCCCCCCCAGCAUCACUCUCAGCCUGGGGCCUGGGUUUUCAUGUUUUACA
Propithecus coquereli (Coquerel's sifaka) is the source of this 1811-nucleotide messenger RNA. RefSeq names its product tafazzin (gene TAFAZZIN). The transcript is spliced from 10 exons. Gene Ontology annotation, molecular function: 1-acylglycerophosphocholine O-acyltransferase activity. The record is from RefSeq and is a predicted model, not a curated record. Gene Ontology annotation, cellular component: mitochondrial membrane. Gene Ontology annotation, biological process: inner mitochondrial membrane organization; cardiolipin acyl-chain remodeling. Lineage: Eukaryota; Metazoa; Chordata; Mammalia; Primates; Indriidae. The coding region runs from base 261 to 1067 and encodes 268 amino acids.